CCAUGACAGACAGUCUCAUCGUCAUGUGAUAUGAUGGACAUGAAAGACAAACAUGUCAAACCGUCACUGACUGUGACUUCACAUGCAAUUCAGCCAUCCACCUGUCCGUCCAUCUGUCCACCCAUCUGUCUGUCUGUCUGUCUGCCUGUCUGCCGCCUCUCACUGCCAAUGCACAAUCGCCGUGUGCGGGUGGUGCAGUAUGUGCAGCCACAUGUCAUUGCCAUUGAAGAACCGGUCACUGCCCACCACCACCAAGUGGCGCCUGGCACGGCUGAGGGCCACAUUGGUGCGGCGGGGGUCCUCACAGAAGUCCUCGCUCGACGACUUGCCGCCGCUGUUGCGGCCCCCCGACCGGGCGAAGAGGCCCCCGCCGCCGAUGCUCUUGCGCUUGGGCGGCUGAGAUGCGGCGGGAUUGGCACUGGCAGCAGUCGGGCUGGUGGUGGUGUUGUUGUUUCGUGUGUGUGAAGUGGAUGAUGGGAAUUCUCUGCGGACGGUGGAUAGGAAAAUGAUGUCCUUCUCGGCGCCCUGGAAUGCGUCGACCGUCGAGACCUGAGGGACGACACACAUGCACAGCGAAUGGGGCAUUGUUGUGGUGUCUCUUCUGUGCUCUCGUGAAUGGAUCAAACCUGGAUGUGAGCUCUGCCUUGGAAUCGCGCCUUGACCCUCUGGUCGAUCUCAAAGGCUUGCUCUGCGCCCACACACCACACACCAUAUGCAUAUGCGCACACACACAGCCCGAGAUGUGUCUGCAGGCCGCCGGCGGCUUACUUCUGUACAGCGAUAUGACUCCGAUGGACGCCCCCUCUGGCCGGUUCUCUCUCUGGAGCGACUGCAGUGCAUCCUCGAUCAUGUUGCAGAUGGCCUGCGCCUCGUACUCGUUGCGAUAAGACACACCGUUCCUAACCUCCCUGUGCCAAUGACCCCACACACCACACACACACGUUUUUUACCCACCUUCGCGAAUGCAUUCUUGUUGUGUCUCUGGCUGCUUGCAUGCGCACUUGUUCUGUGGGUGGUUGGCCUGCAGGACGACAGCGCUGAGCGGCGCCCAGUUGUCGAUGAUGGGGGCACGGUCGCUCUCAGUGACGCCGUCCCACAGCUCGCCCUCGCCGUAGAAGAGCUCGCGGCAGAGACACGACAGGUGGGGGUGGCAGCGGUACUGCGUGCGCAUGGGGAGGGGGGCGAUGGGAGGGGGAGGGGCCAUGUGUGCCGACGGCAGGGGGGCACCGUCCUCUGGGUCUUCCAUCCAAAGACGGUCGAACAGAGACAUGCAGAGAUUGCUGUUGCCCUGCAUUAGUGAGUGACAUAUGGAUGGACACACACGGAGAUGUGGGGGUGGGUGGGUGACCUUAGUGAUGGGAGGUAGUUGGUUUGGGUCUCCGAUGGCCAUCCACCGCAGAGCCCGGAAGCGCACGAGGACGGCGACCGACUGCGGCUCGAUCAGCUGAGACGCCUCGUCGAUGAACACAAACGGACAGCUGCCCUCCAGCCUGUUCGGGCAGACCUGGAUGGAUUGAUGUGUCUCUGUGUGUGUGUGUGUGUGUGUGGAUGUGUGUGUGUGGAUGCCGACCCGCCGAGCGCUUCGCUUUGCAUGGCUGUGGCGCAUGUGGUGGCGAUGAUACGAACACGGCCCUUCCAGUCCUGCACACACACAGACGGACACAUGGAUGCCCAAUCCCGCCCCUUCCUCUCCGUAAAACCACCUUGAGUUGGGGUGGGUAUUUGCCCUGGUCGACGAGUGUCUUGAGCUGCAGCAGCUCCUGACGCAGCAACGCGUCAAGGUCCCCCCCACCCUGCUGCCCCUGCUGCUGCUGGCGGGCCCGAUUGCUGCUGCUGCUGCUGCUGCUGCCAGUGCCCAGCCUGAGGUUGAGGGCCUCGGUGAACUCCUGCAGACCCCUCUUCCUGUCCGUAACCGCACUCGCCGCAUACCUGAUCCACACACACACACACACACACAUGGGUGGGUGGUGGGUGGAUUGGUGUCUUGUGUUGGUGCAUUGAGGUCACUUGAGGACGUUGGGUUUCAUCUCCUUGGGUGAACCGAUUCGGAUGAGCUGCUCUUGGGGCAUGCCGAUGGCGGCCAGCUUCUCCACCACGCCGUCGACCGCCACGUUGGUGUUGCACACGAGCAGGAUCUUGCUCUUGCACCCCUCGGCACACAGCACCCUGAUCGACCCGACCCACACACCCAGGUAGGUAGGCGUCCAUCCAUGAUCCAUGCCAGCACCCAUGGCUCCGUUACUUGGAGAGGAACAUGAGAGCCGCCGCCAGCAGGGUGGACUUGCCGCUACCGAACACGCCGUGGACCAGCAGGCAGGGCGCCUCGGGGGUCCCGGCCUCGUCAGCACUCCUGCAUGCUGCCGAUGCUGCUGCUGCCGAUGCGGCGGCUGCUGCUGCGGCUGCUGCAGACGACGAUCGUGGGUUGUCAUGGAGAUCGUUCUCUACGUCGAAGUCAUCGGGGUCCGCUGCAGCCGCUGCAAUCUUGGCACGAUCGAGGUCGUCAUACUCAAACCUGACGACGGACGGCAAAAGGCGGAAAUCGGAGUGCAUUCAGGUGUUUGUCUGUCUCGAUGGGGUGCGUGCGAACCAGUCGGCGAUGGCCUGUAUGACGCCAAGCUGGUCGGCGUUGAGGGUGGGUGAGUUGUAGGUGACCUCUUCAAGCAGCUCCUCCGCUCGGUAGCUCGUCACCUUCACCUGUGUGUGUGCACACAAACACACCGCACCACAGCCGUGGGCGAGGCUCUCUGUCUGAUCGUGUGUAAGUGUGUGGCUCGUCUGUCUGUCUGUCUGUCUGUGUGGCUGACCAGCUCGAGUUGAGUGCACCAGGGGGAGGAGGAGGACGGAGACGCAGACGCGAUGCUGAAGGAAGAUACACAGGGCGGGGAGGGGAGGAGGAGGGAUACGCCCUUAGGUGGUGGUGGUGGUGGUUCUGUGUCCCUCUUUCACCGCAGGCAACAGGCCAGUGCGGUCAUGUUGGGGUCGAAAUUGUUCCCCACGCCCAGGCCACGAGACUCAAACAUCUUGCGCUUGCUGCACACACACACACACACAGACACACACAGCUCCCUGUUUGUGUCUCAGGUGUGCAGCAUUCGCUUACCCGUUCUUGCUGGUCUGUCUGCCAUUGCUGCUGCUGUUAUGGUUGCUUGCGCUGCUGGACGACCUGCCGUCUCCCAUGUGCACAUCACCGCCAUGACCAUUCUCACUGCCACUCCCACCACCAGCUGACACGGACAGAGCGACCUCCGAGCGAGGCGUGUUCUGACACAACACAACACACCAUAUACGACACCACUUAUGUGUGAGCAAAGACCGUCCCUCCCUCUCUCUCUCUCUCUCUCUCUGCAUGCCUCAUAGAAUCUGAGCAGCCCCUGGAUCAGUUUGAACUCCGUGGGGAAGUCAGCGAUCCUGGUGGCGACGCCCAUCUGGACCGCUGCGUCGUUGUGCGUGAGGGCCUGGAUGGCCUCCACGCUGGCCUGGUUGAUCGGCUGCACCUCCAGCCUGCCGUUCGGCGUCACACCACGACCAAUGGCCCGCACCAGAAUGGGAGGACGGUGGGGCGACUGCGGGGGGCACUCGAUGGCAAACACAUCGCCUCUGGGGACACACAAACACACAAAAAAGGAGUCUUUGGUGUUGGUUGAUGUGUGUGUGUGUGUGUGUGUGUCGUGUUGGUGUGUGCGACUGACUGCCUGCCGAUGCCUUUCCACUCGUUGGUGUUUAUCUGAGCAUUGCGGCCUCCGCCCCAGCCGUACCCAUUAUACCCCCGGCCGCCUCCCCAGCCGCGCCCACCGCCCCUCUGCUGCCAACCACCACCGCCACCGCCGCCACCGCCGCCGCCACCACCGCCCUCACGACGCGCACGCAAGAAAUCCAGCUCACACCUGCCCAGUCGCAGUGCAGAGACACACAUGAGUGGUUUGAAGAGCUGUUCGUUCGCAUUGCAGUCAGUACUUGUUGUAUGUGACGUCUUGGCCUUCCUCCUCCUCCUCCUCUGAGCCGUCGCCGUCCUCUUCAUUGUCAUUGUCGUGUUCCACCACCAUCUCGCCCUUUGCGCGUUUCUUGGCUCGCUUCCUCUCCUCCUGUUUCUGCUUGUUGAGCUUGCGCUUGCGAUCCUGGUUGACCUUCUUCUGCUUGGCCUUGUCGACGGCGAGGCGGUAGCGGAGGGUCAGCCCGUGGACACGCGGGAGGGGGCAGCGGACGUUGUCACCUGCGGAGAGGGAGGGAGGGAGGGAGGGAUGUCUUAUGUGCGUGGUGGCUGUGGCGGACCUCUCUUGGUGGCUGAGAGCUGUGCGGCUGCUUCGACCAUCUGUGUGUGCAUCUGGUGGAGGAUGGCGUUGAUGUAGUGGAGGGCGUAGCUCAUGCGCGUGGGGUAGUGGUAGGACAGCUCAGGCACGGGCAGACAGGCUUCACGCUGGGCCUGAGGCGACACCUAGACCAACCAGACACACAACAACACGAACGAGGCAAGCAUCCUCUCCUCUGUGCAUAUUUCUGUGUGUGUGUGUGGUCACUCCCUGACCUCCUGCGAUAGCGUCGGUACGGCAAACCGGCACGGCAAGAAGGCCAUGUUCCCCUCCUUGCCACCGCUGUCAACCGCCACCCCCACCAUCCCUCCCCCCGACACAUGGGUGUCCUCCUUCCACGCACCCAUGGCCGGCAGACGAUCCAACGCCACAAACCUAGGCAGACUCCCUCCCCCGGCAGCCCCUCCCCCAGAAGCGCCGCUUGGCUGAGACAUCAGCGACAUGAGCUGUGGGGGCGGGCGAAUGUUGGCACUGGCGUGGAGAUUGCCUCGCCCACGGCCCCGACCGAUGGACGCCCGAUUGAUGGACAGCUGAGGCGAGAAUCUUGGUCGUGCAGGGAAGGGUCGGGUCGGGGCGGGGAACGGUCUCUGUGACUGUGGCUGUGGCUGCGAUUGCUGCUGUGCGUCGGCCAUCGGGACGUCCUGGUCGACGGCACCUGGACCGUCACCACCACCAUCUGCAGGUGAAGCGGGAGACGCCGAUGCAGAGGGAUGCAGCAGGCCCCUUCGCCGGCCGCUCGAGUUGUGUCGCCGGUUGGCUGCCGGCAUAUCCUCCUCACCGCCACCCCCAUCCUCGCCACUCAGCUCACGGCGCAUCUUCUCGCUCAGUGGCUUUCGGGGCCUGUUGUGAGCAGGGCCUGGCUGCGGGAGGUCGCGAGAGGGCGAUACUGCAUAGAAGGCCGCCGCGUGAUUGGCCUUGGGUGAUGUGAGCAUGGGUGGCUUGCGAGGGGGCGGUGGACGCUGCGGCUGCUGUACGGGCUUGAGAGGGGGAGGGCGUGGGGGUGGUGGUGGUGGUGGGGCAUGGGAAGGCGAGGCGGGAGCGGGGUUCCUCUCGCUGUCGAUCUCGACAUAGUGGCGGGGGAAGAUGUCGUUGGCGUUCUCAGGACUGAUGACAGAAUGCAGACAGACAAUGCGCAUCAGUGGAUGGAUAUGGGGCGGUGUGUUGUACGACACCAUCCUUCAUCUCACUUGAAGUCGUGUAUCGAUCUGAUGGAGUGUCGUGUGGUCCUCUCCAGCACCCCACCCCUGCUCUCGCCGUCAUCCGCCAGCCCAUGCAACGACAGCUCCACGUACUCGCCCUUCUGCCGCACCACCACCACACCGUCCUGCUUCUGCCUCUUGACCUUGUUGUGUUUCUGGUGCGUGUAGAGGCACCCGAACUCCCGCAUCUCACCCUCUGCUGCUGGCGCGCUGCAGUGACCAUGGUCCUCCUGGGCCGGGGGCGAUGGGUGUGCAUUGCUGCGUGAAGCGGAGGGUGGCUGUAGCCGGCGCUGCUGCUUCUGGAAGGGGCGGGGAGGGAGGGGGUCCGUCGGCAUGUGUGGCGGCUUGCGGGUGGUGGGCUGGUGUUUCUUGUGUGCCUCGAGUUCCUUGGGCAGCUGAGCGAGUUCGGCCAUGACCUCGAGCAUGAUCAUGCCGGCCUCGUCGUCGAGCGGCUGCGGCGCCUUGGGGUACGGCACCGGCGCACCGGGGGGCAGGAUGGCUUUCACCUCCUCCCGCCAGCGCUCGAUGGCCUGCAUGUACUCGAUGGAGCAGCUGAUUUUGUCCUCAAUCGCCGCAUCCACCAGCUCACUCGGCCACUUGGACGGAUGCACACCCUCCCAAUCCUCCAACCCGCCGUCAUCAGCAUCGGGCGGCGGUGUGUCGUCAAUCACGAUGGGCAUCGGUUUGGGGUCUGCAGCUGGCGGGCCGGGUACGGGCGAGCGGAAGGGCCGUGAGAGUCCCUGCCGGACACGCAUGCCUAGCUGCCUGGCAGCGGGUUUGUGUGCGAUGGGGCGGGGUGGGGCGAAGGCUGCAGAGGGUGCAGCAGACUGGGCCGACGGGGGGAUGCCGCCGAUCUCGUCUGAUGCAUCAAUCUGGAGGACGUGAACGGGGAAGAUGUCGCCAGCAUUGUCACCACUGCAGCGGGCAGAGCAACACACAGCAACACACAGCAGCACACAGCAGCACACAGCAGCACACACAGACAGGAGAGAGAUCUCGCCGUCGGUGUGUUCCUCUGGUGAUUUCUGUUGUGUUUGCUCACUCGAACUCAUCGAUGGACUCAAGGUUGUGGUCUGAGCUCUUCUCUACCUCCGCUCCCCGCCUGCCGUUGUCCAGCGCUUCAUAGAGGACGGCCUCGACGUGGUGCGGGCACUGCUUGAGCACCAGGAAGCCGUCCUUCCAUGCCUUUUGUUUCUUGGUCCUCUGGUGGCUGUACAAACACCUGAACUCACGGCUCAUCACGGCGGCAGGUAAGAAAGAGCGGCGCGGCCAGUUUAUCCAUAAAAGAGCCGACAACCU
Vitrella brassicaformis is the source of this 6805-nucleotide messenger RNA. Lineage: Eukaryota; Vitrellaceae. The record is from the annotation of a GenBank genome assembly.